Messenger RNA from Acanthoscelides obtectus, 1134 nucleotides. The record is from the annotation of a GenBank genome assembly. Lineage: Eukaryota; Metazoa; Arthropoda; Insecta; Coleoptera; Chrysomelidae.
AUGGAUAAUGUGCUGAAAUUUGAACAGCAUCACAAACAAUUAAGACUACCGUUUUGGGUUUAUGCGGACUUUGAAUGCAUCCUAGCUCCGAUAGACAAUCACUCAAGUGCUUCAGAGGAUGUAUGUACCAUCAAAAAGUAUGAACAUAGACCCUCCUCAGUUGCUUAUUAUAUUAAAUGUUCUUAUAAUGAUUCACUAUCCAAGCUCGAACUGUAUAGGGGUGAGGAUGCUGCACAAAUUUUUGUUACGCGUUUAGAGGCUGAUCUUAAAUUAAUAUAUGAUCAAUAUUUAAAACAAAAUGUAGCGAUGAAAAUGACGGCGCACGAUAAAAAUGUGUUUGAUAAAGCAGAGAUGCGAUUUGUCGAUUCAUAUCAGUUUCUAUCGUCAAAAUUAGAAACCUUGGCAUCCUUUUUAAGCGCAGAACAAUGUCGGACGGUACGAAAAGUCUUUCCUGAGGACGAAAAGUUCUCCUACAUGAGAUGCAAAGAUGUCUCAAAAACGGUAAUAUAUGACUUUUUCUAUGACUUUCUGAAGCGUCAAUAUGGUGAUAAGGUGUCUGUAGCUUACACGGACACUGAUUCGCUAAUAGUACAUGUUGAAACCGAUAAUUUCUAUGAGGACAUGAAAUCACACAGACAUUACUUUGACACAUUCAAUUAUGAUGCUUCCAACCCACAUAAUAUGCCUCAAACAGCGUCAGAGUUGGGUAAGAUGAAAGACGAAUAUGCUUUUAAGAUACUGUCUGCAUUUUAUGGUACGGGUCCCAAAGCAUACUGUAUAGAUGCGGUAGACCAAGUAGCUAAACGAGCCACAGGUAUAUCUAAGGCGAGUGUAAAAAAUCAGUUACAUUUGCUACAUUAUAAGGAUAUUGUUGAGGAGAAACGGACAUCUGUAUACUGUACGAUUUAUGUAUUUAAAUCGGAGUCGCACAAUAUCUACACAAAUUAUAUAAAAAAAGUAGCAUUGACCAGUACGGAUGAUAAACGUUUCUUGAUACCAAACUCAACAAAGACAUUAGCUUGGGGUCAUCAAGAUAUAUUAUUUCAUAACAUGUCACAUGAGGAGCGCUUGGAUACAUUACUGCACUUGAUGCAAGAAGCCAUUGUGUUGAAUAAUAAGCAUCAGAUAGCAUGA